Messenger RNA from Ochotona princeps (American pika), 1059 nucleotides. RefSeq names its product proline rich transmembrane protein 1B (gene PRRT1B). Lineage: Eukaryota; Metazoa; Chordata; Mammalia; Lagomorpha; Ochotonidae. Gene Ontology annotation, cellular component: membrane. The coding region runs from base 244 to 1038 and encodes 264 amino acids. The transcript is spliced from 4 exons. The record is from RefSeq and is a predicted model, not a curated record.
GUCGUGCUCCACCCCUCACCCCUUCAGGGCGCCGGAAGCCGCCCUUGCCCCGGAGGCCCGGCCUGCUUCCCGCGCUGGCCCCGCAGCUCCCCGGCCAGCCCGUCCCGGCACGAGGCGCGGAACAGGGCAGCUCGCGGGCAAACAGCGGUCAAUUAUUAACCGGCCAGGCCGGGCCAAGAAACCCGAGCCGGCCGCGCUGCGCAGCCGGGCCCGACGGGAGGCGCCGGCCGGCCACCGCGCGCCAUGCAGCCAGGUCCGGACACCAAAGGGGGCGGCCCCUCCACCGUCCCAGAUGACCCCGGGAGCCCAGAGCGCCCUGUGGAACCCAGGAGCCCUGAGCACCCCGCGCUCCCGCAGCUGCCGCGCCGCCCGCAGCUCCUAGACGAGGAUGGAGCAGGCCCGCACGAGGAGGGGGCAGCGGCCGUGGAGGAGGGCAGUGAGCCGGCCCGGGAGACUCCUGCAGCCGACCCUGCGACCGCCAGCGUCGAGGCCAGACCUGGGCCUAAGGCAGCGGCUGGUGGGGCCCCGCACAUCGGCUUCGUGGGCGAGCCCCCACCCUACGCGCCGCCUGACCCCAAGGCUGUGCACCUGCUGUACCCGCCCUACCCUCAAGUGCCGGUGCUCCUGCAGCCCACACCCUCGCCCGCUGCCCUGUACCCGCCGCCGCCUGCUGCGCUCUAUCCAGGUGCGCCCGCACCGUCCCCACUCUUCCCGCAGCCUGCCACAGCCACUGCCACCUACUCCUUCCCCGUGUACGGUGGCCCAGUGGCUGCCCCCACGGCGGUGGAGCACCGGCCGGUGCCCAAGGACUACAUGAUGGAGUCGGUGCUCGUGACCCUCUUCUGCUGCCUGCUCACUGGCUGCAUCGCCAUCGUGUACUCCUACGAGACCCGUGCCGCCCUGAGCCGGGGUGACCUGAGCCAGGCCGAGGAGGCGUCGCGGAAGGCUCGUGCGCUGGUGCUCUUCAGCCUGCUGUUUGGGGUUUUCGUGUCCGUCAGCUGGGUCAUCUACGUGGUGGUGGCCCUCUACUUGCCCUGAGCCUGGCCACACCCACACUGU